AGAACUUUGCCCUUAACCAUCUCGCUUGAGUUCUAUCCUUCAGUGUAUCUCCUUGUAUCCUUAGCUUCCGUUUAUUCUGUAGCCAUGUCUGACUGGGAAGAAAACGAAUCUGAAUCAGCCGCUGCCGCGCCAUCUGCACCUGCUGCACGGAAACCGAUCGUACUGAAGAAGAGCAAGUGGGAGGGAGAAGACGAAGAUGGCGAUGGCCCUGUGAGCGACUGGGAAGAGUCUUCCGAAGAGGAAGAGAAACCCAAGGCUGCACCUGUUGCACCUCCGAAGAAGAAGGGAACACUGAAAGCUAAGCUUGCCGAAAAGUCGGCUUUGAAAGCAAAGCAAGGAAAUGAUGAGGAGGAGGAUGAAGAGGACGAAUACGAUGAGGAUGCCGUCCUUGACCCUCGAGAGAAAGCACGUAGAGACAGGGAGAAGGAACUCAAGGCAGAUCUGAGUAAUGCUGCAGAUCUUCUAGGUGCUGCGGCGUUAGGAGGCACAUCUUCGUCCGAACUUGACUCCCUCAUAUCAGCACAACCGAGAACCAAGGAGGACUUCAUCAAUUUCUCGAAUAACAUCAUCGCCUACAUCAUCAAGCGUCACCAGGACCAGCCUCUGUACGCUUCCUUCGUAGAGCACCAUGUUAGAGAACUUGCCAUGCCUCUGCGUGAUGUCGAGGUUCGCAAGGCUGCGAGCGGUCUAACGACGCUAGCAAACGAGAAGCAGAGGGAGCAAAGGGACAAGGCUUCUGGUAAGAAAAAGCCAAAGACUACGGCAAAGCCUGCCCUGGGAGCUGCGAAACCUUCGAGCAAGCUUGAUACCAGCAUCUAUGACGAGGCUUUAGAUGACUUUGGUGAAGGCCCUGACGAUUUCAUGUAGAAGUAUAUGGAACCCAAAUGAAAUGAUAUCCUUCAUAUGUCUCACUAGCUACUCUAUCUAUCAUACUAAAGCCUAAUGGAUACUAUCGCAGUACCAUUAAUUAUGAUCAUCCUUGCAGGGCGGCAUAAGUAGCCUGUUCUACAAUGCUUACUUCC
This is a messenger RNA of Somion occarium, 1022 nucleotides long. Lineage: Eukaryota; Fungi; Basidiomycota; Agaricomycetes; Polyporales; Cerrenaceae. The record is from the annotation of a GenBank genome assembly.